AGGGCCCCCGCCACAGCGAAAUCGACCCUUUUCCUCUGAAAAGGGUCGAUUUUGCUAUUUUUUUGAGCAAAAGGUCGUUUUUGCUAUUUAAUUUUGAAAAAGUGGUGUUUUUAAAAAUUUGACCUUUUUAAUAUUUCACCUGAUUCUCCUUCAAGAACCAAUUUUCCAGAAAUCCGAUAUAAAAUCCGUUGCAAUUACCCGUUUUCCAUUUGUGAUGGAGAAUUCAAACUGCCGAAAUGUCCGAAACAUUUGCAUUCUUGCUCAUGUCGAUCACGGCAAAACAACACUUGCUGACCAUCUCAUUGCAGCUUGUGGCGGUGGAGUUCUGCACCCUAAACUCGCUGGAAGACUUAGAUUCCUGGAUUAUCUUGAUGAGGAACAGCGACGAGCUAUUACUAUGAAAAGCUCUUCGAUUGCUCUUCAAUACAAAGACCAUUCGAUCAAUCUCAUUGAUUCACCAGGGCAUAUGGAUUUUUGUGGUGAAGUCUCUACUGCUGCGAGAUUAAGUGAUGGAGCUCUUGUGUUGGUUGAUGCGGUCGAAGGGGUUCAUAUACAAACACAUGCAGUUCUUCGUCAGGCUUGGGUUGAGAAGUUGACUCCUUGCUUGGUUAUUAAUAAGAUUGAUAGGUUGAUUACGGAGCUGAAGUUGAGUCCGAUGGAAGCUUAUACUCGAUUGCAGAGGAUUGUUCAUGAGGUAAAUGGGAUUGUGAGUGCAUACAAGUCAGAGAAAUAUCUAUCCGAUGUUGAUUCUCUCCUUGCAGCAACGAUCGGUGAUGACUUGGGCGAAGAAUUUGUAGAGGAUGACGAGGAGGAUACGUUUCAGCCUCAGAAGGGGAAUGUUGCUUUUGUGUGUGCUUUGGAUGGAUGGGGUUUUAGUAUUAACCAGUUUGCAGAUUUUUAUGCGUCUAAGCUCGGAGCGAGCAGUAAUGCGCUAUUAAAAGGUUUAUGGGGUCCUCGAUAUUUUAACACGAAGAAGAUGAUGAUUGUGGGGAAGAAGGGGAUGGAGGGUGUUAGUAAAGAUCCUCAGCCUAUGUUUGUUCAGUUUGUGCUUAAACCUCUUUGGCAAGUUUAUCAAGGAGCUUUGGAGGCCGAUGGAGAUAAAGGGUUGCUAAAUAAGGUCAUCAAGAGCUUUAAUUUGUCAGUUCCGUCCCGUGCACUCCAGCAUAAGGAUCCAAAGGUUGUACUGCAAUCUGUAAUGAGCCGCUGGCUUCCUUUAUCUGAGUCAAUUUUGUCUAUGGUUGUUAAGUGCAUUCCUGAUCCAGUCGCUGCUCAGUCUUUUCGGAUUGCAAGAUUGCUUCCAAAGAAAGAGGUAGUUGAAAAAGACCCUGAUUUAAGCUCUGUUAUUUCUGAGGCUGAGCAUGUGAGGAAGUGUGUUGAGAAUUGUGAUUCUAGUGCUGAGGCUCCUUGCAUAGCCUUUGUUUCGAAAAUGUUUGCAGUUCCAAUGAAGAUGCUUCCUCAAAGAAGUUCCGAUGGUGAAGCCCUGAAUCACAAUUCUAAUGGUGAAAUUGGAGAAUCUGAUGAGUGCUUUCUUGCAUUUGCUAGGAUUUUCAGCGGGGUUCUUCACUUGGGUCAGAAGGUUUUUGUGCUUUCGGCUUUAUAUGAUCCAUUGAAUGGAGAAUCAAUGCAAAAACAUGUGCAAGAAGCAGAGAUUCAAUCGUUAUAUCUUAUGAUGGGUCAAGGUCUCAAGCCUGUUUCCUCUGCUAGUGCUGGCAACAUAGUGGCAAUUCAGGGGCUGGGGCAAUAUAUUUUGAAGAGCGCCACACUUUCAUCCACUAAAAAUUGCUGGCCUUUCUCAAGUAUGAUGUUUCAGGUUUCACCAACUCUUAGAGUGGCUAUUGAGCCUUCAGACCCUGCUAAUAUGGGUGCACUAAUGAAAGGGUUGAGGCUUCUCAACAGAGCUGACCCUUUUGUAGAAGUUACUGUUUCUGCUAGAGGUGAACAAGUGCUUGCUGCUGCUGGAGAGGUUCAUUUAGAGAGAUGUAUAAAGGAUUUGAAAGAAAGAUUUGCCAAGGUAAGCUUGGAAGUUUCCCCUCCACUUGUAUCCUAUAAAGAAACAAUUGAAGGGGAAGGAUUCAGUUUCUUAGACGACUUGAAUUUAAAGGGAUCACUUGCUAAUAGUACCCAAUAUGUUGAAAAAACCAUUUCAAAUGGAAGGUUCCUUGUGAGGGUGCAAGUCCUAAAACUCCCGUCUGCUCUAACAAAAAUACUUGAAGACAGUGGUGAGAUUUUGGGAGAUAUAGUAGAUGGGAAGUCUAGCAAGAUAAAUGGAAGCUUGGAAUCUCGCAGGUCUCUUGAUGACAGCGAUUCUGUUGGAACUCUGAGAAAGCGCAUCAUUGACUCUUUAGAGUCGGAGUUGGAAACUGUUGUGAAAAGCGAUAAAGAAAAAGGUGAUAAGUACAAAAGCUUAUUUUUGCAGUGUCUGCAGAGGAUUUGGUCUCUGGGUCCUGGGCAUGUUGGGCCUAAUAUCCUUGUUGUUCCUGACUCAAAAGCAAGUGAUGUUAUUUACUCGAGCGGGGGCCAAAGGGGAAUUCUUAUACGCGGGUCAUGUCAUGUCUCUGAAAGACUAGGGUUUCUAAAGGAAAACCUCACAAUUUAUUCAAAUGUCGAAGAAUCAAGUGGUGAAGCCAGGUCCUUAUAUGUUGAAGCUGAGGGUCUCAAAAGCAGUAUAGUAUCAGGGUUUCAGUUAGCCACUGCAGCUGGACCAUUAUGUGAUGAACCUCUGUGGGGUCUAGCAUUUGUCAUCGAACCUUAUUUAUUUUCAGACAAUUCUGAAUCUUUAAAUCAUGCUGGGCAACACGCUAGCCUUAGUGGACAAGUUAUGACUGUUGUGAAAGAAGCUUGUAAGUCAGCGGUGCUUCAAAACAAACCGAGGCUUGUGGAGGCAAUGUAUUUCUGUGAGUUGAACACACCGACAGAGUAUUUGGGGUCAAUGUAUGCUGUUCUUUCUAGAAGAAGGGCAAAGGUGUUGAAAGAGGAGAUGAAUGAAGGCUCUUCUCUGUUUACUGUUCACGCAUAUGUACCUGUUUCAGAGAGUUUUGGGUUUGCCGAUGAGCUUAGGAGAUGGACAUCUGGGGCUUCGAGUGCUCUUUUGGUAUUUAGUCAUUGGGAAGAAUUGGCAGAGGACCCAUUCUUUGUUCCUAAAACUGAAGAGGAAAUUGAGGAGUUUGGAGAUGGUUUGAGUAUUCUUCCAAAUAUGGCUCGGAAGCUCAUGAAUGCAGUCAGACGAAGGAAAGGGCUUCCGGUGGAGGAAAAGGUUGUGCAGCAUGCAACCAAGCAGAGGACGCUAGCAAGGAAAGUAUAACUGUAAGUUUUUAGAGGUUUAUUCAUUACUAAUUUUUGUGACUGCAAUGUGCAUGCUUGAAAUAUUCUGAUAUGAAUAUCAGAAAUGUAGUCAUGGAUGAAUUUUGUUUGUUUGUUUUUGAGUUUGGUUUCAAAAUUUUGCCUGUUCCUGGUGACAGUGUUGUAAAAUCAUUAUGUGCAUCCGAAUCUGUGUUUUUUA
This is a messenger RNA of Asparagus officinalis (garden asparagus), 3499 nucleotides long. RefSeq names its product elongation factor-like GTPase 1. Gene Ontology annotation, molecular function: GTP binding; ribosome binding; GTPase activity. Gene Ontology annotation, biological process: cytosolic ribosome assembly. The transcript has 2 exons. NCBI's taxonomy places the organism in Eukaryota, Viridiplantae, Streptophyta, Magnoliopsida, Asparagales, Asparagaceae. Gene Ontology annotation, cellular component: ribonucleoprotein complex; cytosol. The record is from RefSeq and is a predicted model, not a curated record. Bases 215 to 3301 code for a protein of 1028 amino acids.